AUGGCGGAGGAAGAGGGCAGUGUGGAGGAGGGGGACAUAUUCCUAGCAUUCGCCCAUGGUCCCACUCCUCCUCGGGGUCCCCUGCGUCGCGCCUUGGACAAGAUCUUCCUCACUUUCUUGGUCCUCUUCCUGACCCUGCUGAUGCUGGAGGCUGCUUACAAACUGCUGUGGCCCCUGCCUUGGACCAAGUUUCGGGACUGGCUCCUCAGGACCCCUGAGGAGGAGUCAGCUCUGGAACUGUGA
Molecule: messenger RNA, 243 nt
Organism: Rattus rattus (black rat)
Lineage: Eukaryota; Metazoa; Chordata; Mammalia; Rodentia; Muridae
Gene: Smim40
Product: small integral membrane protein 40
Exons: 1
Coding region: 1-243 (80 amino acids)
Source: RefSeq, a predicted model, not a curated record